Drosophila takahashii is the source of this 1257-nucleotide messenger RNA. RefSeq lists its product as uncharacterized. NCBI's taxonomy places the organism in Eukaryota, Metazoa, Arthropoda, Insecta, Diptera, Drosophilidae. The record is from RefSeq and is a predicted model, not a curated record.
CAGAGUGCUGGUCCGGAAUAGACUCAUAUCGACUCAUUUUUCUUUUGAUUUUCUUUUAUAUCCGUUAAAAUUUUCAAUGUGUCACUAAAAGCCGGCCAAAUUGUUGAACGAAACCCAAAAACAGAUCUCGAGCCAAAAUUGAAAGUGCGCCGUCUUUAGUCCGCGCAACCGCCAAACGAAUCUACCGGGCUGAAAAGCGAUGGCCAAGGAUCAGGAGGGGGAACAGACGUAUGAAUCAUCCGCCCCGGCGGAGUCCUCGGAGGACCAAAAACGGGAGCAGCGGGCCCGCCUUAUCAAAGCCUUGAGCCGCUUCAAGCCACGAGAUGCCAAUCCGUUGCAGUUCUACAAUUGCGUCCGCGAACUGUGCAUAAUGCACAAUUGCAGCAUCGACGAGGGUCUGGAACGGGCCGCCUUAACUUGGCCGGGACUAAGUAUGCGCCAGCGAGAGCUCUACGAUUCGCAACGUCAUGCUGAGCUACCGAUCCCAGUCCCGCGGCAUCUCAUCUACCGCGCCUUCCAGAAGGAGAGCAAGGGCCUGUGGUCCCUGGGCCGCUCCUCGGUGGGUGGCGGUGGCAAGCGGACCACCCGCUACACCCUGGAAUCCUACAAGCCGCCGCCGAAGUUGUCCCGCCUGCGAAGCCAGCUGAACGAGAAGCGUCCCAAGUACGAUAACCUCCUCGAUUUGCCACCAAAAGUGGCUGCAUCCCGAGUGCCGCCGGCGCCAAAUCGCAAAUUCUCGCGGGUUUCCCCGUCCUCGGGUCGCAGAAUUCGCAGUCUUACACCUCCGGUGGUGAGGCGUGUCCAAUCCAUACGACAGAUCCUUUCGAUGGCCAGUGUAGAGAUGAAAAAGCCGUCCAGGCGGCGAUCAGGUCAGGCGAAAAGCCAUCGUACAAAGAAAAUGGAGCCCGGAAAAACGCAACCCUUAGCGACAGGAGCAUCCAAAUCGCUCGGAAAUCAAAAGAAGACCAACAAACGAAAGGGCAGCAGCUGCUCGUCCAAGGUCAAACGGUUGGCCAAGGAGGAGGUUGCGAAGACGACGUCACAUAACUGGGAUCUGGCCAUCGGUUGUGUUCGCCGGCGCAUCCAGAUGCACCAGCAGCCCUCCAAGUCAAGAUCAUAGCCCUGUGGCCCUAUAUAUCUCAUAUAUAUAUUCUGUGUAUUAUAUAACUUGUUGCAGAAAUGCUCUAGUGUCUCCCAAGUGAACAGACAGAUUGUCGAUCUUUAGAUAAAUUGAUGGUAUAAAAUUGACGUACAAAA